UGCUGGCCGGGCGGCGUGGCGGGGGCCGACGGGGGCUCGGAAGUGUCAGCCGGCGGCCGUGGGAGGCGGCGAGCGCCCGGCGGCCCGCGAUCGCUCGUCGGGGGCGGAGGAGGUGGGGGGGUGUGGUGCCAGCGAAGCAACAUGCAGAUCGGCGCCCGGCGCCCUGACGACCCCUCCCUUGGAAAAGAGGCCGGGGCGGCGCGCAGCCGGGGGGCGGCCGGGGGGCGGCUGGGCUCGGGGCGCUGCUAGGGAGCGGCGCGCGCUGCACACUCGCCGGGGCGCGGCGGCGGAGGGCGGGGAGCCCGGCAGGUCGCGCCAGCAGCGGGCGGGAGCCGGAGCCGCCACUCGGAGCUGGGUUGAUUUAAAAAAAAAAAUUUUUUUUUUUAAAUUUUCCGACGCGCCACGCGAGGGGGGUCCCCCGAACAGCCCCUGGUCCCCGGCGUGCCGCCAACAUGGGCAACGCGGGGAGCAUGGAUUCGCAGCAGACUGAUUUCAGGGCGCACAACGUGCCUUUGAAGCUACCGAUGCCCGAGCCAGGUGAACUGGAGGAGCGGUUUGCCAGCGUGCUGAAUGCUAUGAAUUUACCCCCUGACAAAGCCAGGUUAUUGCGUCAGUACGACAAUGAGAAAAAGUGGGAACUGAUUUGUGAUCAGGAACGAUUCCAGGUGAAGAAUCCUCCCCAUACAUACAUUCAGAAGCUGAAAGGCUACCUGGAUCCAGCUGUAACCAGGAAGAAAUUCAGACGACGAGUUCAGGAAUCCACACAAGUGCUAAGAGAACUGGAAAUUUCUUUACGAACCAACCAUAUUGGAUGGGUCCGAGAGUUUUUGAAUGAAGAAAACAAAGGCCUUGAUGUGCUGGUGGAGUAUCUGUCAUUUGCACAGUAUGCAGUAACUUUCGACUUUGAGAGUGUGGAAAGCACUGCCGAGAGCUCUGUGGAAAAAUCCAAGCCCUGGAGUAGAUCCAUUGAGGACCUGCACCGAGGGAGCAACCUGCCCUCCCCAGUGGGCAACAGUGUUUCCCGCUCGGGAAGGCAUUCUGCCCUGCGAUAUAAUACUUUGCCAAGCAGAAGAACUCUGAAAAAUUCAAGAUUAGUGAGUAAGAAAGAUGACGUACAUGUCUGUAUCAUGUGCUUGCGAGCCAUCAUGAACUACCAGUAUGGUUUCAAUAUGGUCAUGUCUCAUCCACAUGCUGUCAAUGAGAUUGCACUAAGCUUAAACAACAAGAAUCCAAGAACAAAAGCCCUUGUCCUAGAAUUGCUGGCAGCCGUAUGUCUUGUGAGAGGCGGGCAUGAGAUCAUUCUAUCAGCAUUUGAUAACUUCAAGGAGGUUUGUGGGGAAAAGCAGCGCUUUGAGAAGUUGAUGGAACAUUUUAGGAAUGAAGACAACAACAUCGAUUUUAUGGUGGCAUCCAUGCAGUUUAUUAAUAUUGUGGUCCAUUCAGUAGAGGACAUGAAUUUCAGAGUUCACCUCCAGUAUGAGUUUACCAAGUUAGGCCUGGAUGAAUACUUGGAUAAGCUGAAGCACACGGAGAGUGACAAGCUGCAGGUACAGAUUCAGGCUUAUCUGGACAACGUGUUUGAUGUGGGCGCCCUGCUGGAGGAUGCCGAGACCAAGAAUGCGGCCUUGGAGAGGGUGGAAGAACUGGAAGAAAACAUUUCUCAUUUGUCGGAAAAGCUGCAAGACACAGAGAAUGAAGCCAUGUCCAAGAUCGUGGAACUGGAGAAACAGCUCAUGCAGAGGAACAAGGAGCUGGAUGUUGUUCGAGAAAUCUACAAAGAUGCAAACACCCAGGUUCACACAUUAAGGAAGAUGGUCAAAGAGAAAGAAGAAGCCAUUCAGAGACAGUCUACCUUGGAGAAAAAGAUUCACGAACUGGAGAAACAAGGGACCAUUAAGAUUCAGAAGAAAGGGGACGGGGACAUCGCCAUCCUGCCAGUGGUGACCCCUGGUGUGCUGUCCACAGGGUCAGAGGGGGAGGCUGCUAACUUCAUGGGACCCGUGACAGGGGCUGCCUCCACGGGACCCUUACCCCCGCCUCCCCCACCACUACCUCUGUCGCCAGACACGCCUGAAACAGUGCACAAUGGCCCCGUAACACCCCCUAUGCCCCCGCCACCCCCGCCCCCGCCACCUCCACCACCCCCGCCACCCCCUCCACCCCUCCCGGGUCCUGCAGCAGAGACUGUGCCCGCCCCUCCCUUACCGCCCCCACCUCCUCCCUCUGCACCCCCGCUGCCGGGAACGUCCUCGCCCACCGUGGUCUUCAACUCAGGAUUAGCAGAUGGGCCAAUCAAGCUUUUCUCCGUGAAAAUUAAGAAGCCAAUCAAGACGAAGUUCCGAAUGCCUGUUUUUAACUGGGUUGCUUUGAAGCCAAAUCAGAUCAAUGGCACAGUCUUCAAUGAAAUAGAUGAUGAGCGAAUUUUAGAGGAUUUAAAUGUAGAUGAAUUUGAGGAAAUAUUUAAGACAAAAGCCCAAGGUCCUGCCAUUGAUCUCUCUUCAAGCAAACAGAAGAUAACACAGAAGGGACCAAACAAAGUGACUUUACUGGAAGCAAAUCGGGCCAAAAAUCUUGCCAUAACUUUAAGGAAAGCUGGAAAGACUGCCGAUGAGAUAUGUAAAGCUAUUCAUGUAUUUGACUUGAAGACGUUGCCUGUAGACUUUGUAGAAUGUUUGAUGAGGUUCUUGCCAACGGAGAAUGAGGUGAAAGUGCUCCGGCUCUAUGAGCGGGAAAGGAAGCCCCUGGAGAAUUUGUCUGAUGAAGACCGGUUCAUGAUGCAGUUCAGUAAGAUUGAGAGGCUCAUGCAGAAGAUGACCAUCAUGGCCUUCAUUGGCAACUUUGCCGAAAGCAUUCAGAUGCUGACUCCUCAACUACACUCAGUUAUAGCAGCGUCUGUCUCCAUAAAGUCAUCCCAAAAACUCAAGAAAAUUCUGGAGAUCAUCUUGGCUCUUGGGAACUAUAUGAACAGUAGUAAGCGAGGAGCAGUUUAUGGCUUUAAGCUUCAGAGUUUAGAUCUGCUUUUGGAUACGAAGUCGACAGACCGAAAGCAAACGCUGUUGCACUACAUAUCGAAUGUUGUCAAGGAAAAGUACCACCAAGUGUCCCUGUUUUAUAAUGAGCUUCAUUAUGUGGAAAAGGCUGCUGCAGUCUCCCUUGAGAAUGUUCUGCUGGAUGUCAAGGAGCUCCAGCGGGGCCUGGACCUGACCAAAAGGGAGUAUACCAUGCACGACCACAACACGCUGCUGAAGGAGUUCAUCCUCAACAACGAGGGGAAGCUGAAGAAGCUGCAGGAUGACGCCAGGAUAGCCCAGGAUGCCUUUGAUGACGUUGUGAAGUAUUUUGGAGAAAACCCCAAGACCACACCCCCAUCUGUCUUCUUUCCUGUCUUCGUGCGGUUUGUGAAAGCCUAUAAGCAAGCAGAAGAGGAAAAUGAAAUGCGGAAGAAGCAGGAGCAAGCACUCAUGGAAAAACUCCUGGAGCAGGAAGCGCUGAUGGAGCAACAGGAUCCAAAGUCUCCUUCUCACAAGUCAAAGAGACAGCAGCAAGAGUUAAUUGCGGAACUGAGAAGGCGACAAGUUAAAGAUAAUAGACAUGUAUAUGAAGGAAAAGAUGGUGCCAUUGAAGAUAUUAUUACAGUGCUGAAGACCGUGCCCUUCACUGCUCGCACCGCCAAGCGUGGCUCUCGAUUUUUCUGCGAACCUGUUCUCACUGAGGAAUGCCAUUACUAAACUAUUACCCUUUCUCAACUGAUGCUCUCCAAAGAUCUUAGAAACCAACCAUACAGACGAGCCGAUGCGGUGAGGAGAAGUGUCAGGCGGCGCUUUGAUGAUCAGAACUUGCGUUCUGUUAAUGGUGCCGAAAUAACCAUAUGAACCCAAGACCUGCCUAUAUGAAUUGAGGGUAUGCGUGAAUAUUUGUCCACAUGAACUUUAUGUGCUACCAUUAAACUGCAGCCUUGAACAUAGAAAAAAUAUCCUAAGGGCUCAGGUUUAGCAGACACAUAGGAACUUAAAAUUGGUGGGCUCUCCUUUCAACCUUUGUUAACAAGUGCCUAAAAGUGGAAGUACCUGCUCAGACUAAUCAAAUAGGAUUUGAUUUGAUUAGGUAUCUUUUUACACACCAAUGUUACUCGAUUUUUUUUAACCAAAAUGUAAAUUUUAUGUUACAUUCACUACCUGCCAUUGUGAUUGUCCUAUGAUGGCCCACCCUGGCUUCCCGCAAAGUUGUAAAUAACUCGGAUGCAUCUGCCGUGGGCUUCUCUUGCUGAGAUGUCUUCUAGGAAUUUUGUUUCAGCCAUACAUGUCAGCUUUGUAUUUCUAAGGGCUUGCAAGAUAUGGGAGGAAAAUCACAUGAUAAACUCUCUUGUCCAUUCCCAAGCGCCAACAAAGACCAAACAGGAUAUAAUUUUAGUGGCAUAGAAGGUCACUCAAUUGUCUUGUUUUACAUUCUGCUACUUCUGUGCUAGGGUACAAUGACCUGUGAAAAACAUUCACCAGUAUGAUAAAAAUAUUGUCUAAGAUUUAUUUGCAGUACUGUUUGCAUUUAUUCAUUAGCACUAAAAACUUAACAUCUCAGUAAUCAGUAUUAGUUCUGAGACCAUUAUGGGUCAAUCCUGAGAUUAGAAAUCAGUGCCUUGCUCGCCAGGGGAAAACUUCACUAGCUCUCUCAACACAAUGUUCACGGUUAUGUCCAGCAAGGGGAGUGUUAGAUAACCAGGCCUUACACUCUCCUCUGACAAUCGCAAGGUUUUCCACCCCCAGGCCCUUCCUUUUGUAAACUGGAAGAUACAUUUGUCAUUCAGAUCAAGAAGUUCCUGUUAUCCAGUUUAUUUUUUGUCUGUUUUGGGGGGUCAUAACUGGCAAUGCACAGGGGAUCAUACAAUGAGACUUAAACAGGGGCCAUGGCAUGCCAAGCAAGCGCCUUAACUAAGCCCUAACUUCUUCUGGCACUUCCCAGUUUACUUAAUGGGGAAUUGCAAUUACAUUGCCGAAAUACUCAUUUGGGAUUAAGUUUAAACAUGUAAUGGAGCUAAAUGGCUAAGCCAUAGUUACUUUUCCUUUGCCUCAUCUCUGGCAGGGCACUUGAUCCAUUCCAAAGUCAAAAACUGGAUCGAAGCUAAUUUGUACUUUUCAUAAUACAUAUUCUGCUUCUGGCUUAUCUUGAUACAUUACACCAAUAUAUUAAUUGUAAAGUUUAUUGUAUAGUAUUUAACCACUGAAUUUUGUUGUGCUUUACGUGAACUCCUUGGUGAAGGUCCCAUUUUCCUUGGAUAAUGUGUAGUUAUAUCUCUUUUAAAAUGUACAGAUAUUUUGCUAUGAAACUGGUGCAGUUUUUUAUGGUUUUUACACUUCUCUUUAAUUCCCACCUAAGCCUCUGGGUAAUAUUGUAAAUAUUGUUUAAAAAUGCAUCAGCCUAUUCUAUACAAUCUGAAUGUUAUUUUAACUUAUAGUUUUUUUUAAUAUAUAUUUAACUACAAGGACAAUUUAGGGAUCAGUCACAUUUCACUCUAGUAUGCCAAUUUACAAAAAGAAUACUUUUAAACUGCCGCCUGCUAGCACAUUUUCAUAAAUGUGUCCUUCAAAAAGAACGUGCCAAGAUUCUGUCUUCCCUUUGAUUUUUAUAUUAAAAAAAAUUGACCAAGAGAUGCAACACAAAGUCCUUUAAUAAAAUGAGCUUGUUUCUAAAGCUCAAUGUUGAAAUAAUUGCCUGUUUACCUACAACUAGACUAUAAUUUUGGCAUGUUCUUUUCUGUUUAUCUAUUAAUGGGCCUGCUUCUUAGCAAUAUUAGAUAUGUUUCUUAAAAGCAGUUCAUGUUACUUUUCUGGUCUUUUCAUGGCAUAUGAACAAAUAAACUAUUUACACUA
Sorex araneus (European shrew) is the source of this 5864-nucleotide messenger RNA. It is a transcript of the gene FMNL2, whose product is annotated as formin like 2. The transcript has 28 exons. The record is from RefSeq and is a predicted model, not a curated record. Gene Ontology annotation, biological process: cortical actin cytoskeleton organization; cell migration; regulation of cell shape. Gene Ontology annotation, molecular function: small GTPase binding; actin filament binding. Bases 453 to 3728 code for a protein of 1091 amino acids. Lineage: Eukaryota; Metazoa; Chordata; Mammalia; Eulipotyphla; Soricidae. Gene Ontology annotation, cellular component: cytosol.